AUGGACUCGCGCCCCGAAGAGUACGAGCUCAAUGGCGACCUGCGCCCGAGCUCGCCCGGAUCCCCAGACGCCUCGCCUAGCCGCUGGGGCAGGAACCGGCCCAUCAACAUGAACCAUUAUGCCAACAAGAAGAGCGCAGCCGAGAGCAUGCUGGACAUCGCACUGCUGAUGGCCAACGCCUCCCAGCUGAAGGCCGUCAUUGAGCAGGGCACUGGCUUCGCCUUCUUCAUCCCCCUGGUGGUCCUCAUCUCCAUCUCCCUCGCGCUGCAGAUUGGCGUGGGCGUGCUGCUCAUCUUCCUCGUUAGGUAUGACCUCAACAACCCUGCCAAGCAUGCCAAGCUGGACUUCCUCAACAACCUGGCCACUGGUCUGGUCUUCAUCAUCGUCGUGGUCAACAUCUUCAUCACUGCCUUUGGUGUCCAGAAGCCCACCAUGGACAUGGCGCCCCAGCAGUAG
Molecule: messenger RNA, 456 nt
Organism: Rangifer tarandus platyrhynchus (Svalbard reindeer)
Lineage: Eukaryota; Metazoa; Chordata; Mammalia; Artiodactyla; Cervidae
Source: the annotation of a GenBank genome assembly